This is a messenger RNA of Caenorhabditis elegans, 350 nucleotides long. RefSeq lists its product as uncharacterized. Bases 41 to 217 code for a protein of 58 amino acids. The record is from RefSeq and is marked reviewed. The transcript has 3 exons. Lineage: Eukaryota; Metazoa; Nematoda; Chromadorea; Rhabditida; Rhabditidae.
AUUCCCAUUUAUUUCACUAUCGAAGAUUUUAUAAAUCGAAAUGCAUGCAAUGCAAGAUAUUCAAUACGCAAAUAAUAUGGUCAACUUCACAAAUCAAUUCGAAUUUACGGCUCCUGACUAUGAUUUUCAUAGAGGACGCUUUAAUACAAUUUUUGAGAGUACUAUGAUCAAUUGGACUAUUGGAUUCUCGGAGCAACAGAGCCUUAUUACAAAUUAAUUUUCUUGGGACGUAUUUUUGCAGAUUCGGAACUCAAGUCCACCGGCCCACAAAAUUCAAUUCAAAGUGAAUCUUCUGGAUUCUGAUGAAAACAUUCAAAAGUAUGUUAGAUGCUACAGUGAUGAACGAGAAG